Eucalyptus grandis is the source of this 660-nucleotide messenger RNA. Its product is annotated as putative ABC1 protein At2g40090. Gene Ontology annotation, cellular component: mitochondrial inner membrane. NCBI's taxonomy places the organism in Eukaryota, Viridiplantae, Streptophyta, Magnoliopsida, Myrtales, Myrtaceae. The transcript has 5 exons. Bases 1 to 660 code for a protein of 219 amino acids. The record is from RefSeq and is a predicted model, not a curated record. Gene Ontology annotation, biological process: lipid homeostasis; mitochondrion organization.
AUGGCCGCGCGAUCUCUCUGGCGCUCCCGCGCCAGGGUCCUCGCGCUUGCCGGCACCGCCGCUUGCGGCGGCGCUGCGGCGGCAGCGGUCGCGACCUCCGACGAUCCGGCCACCGCCCUGAAGCUCUGCACCGUCGUCCCCGUCCGCCUCGCCCGGGACGCCGCCACGGUCGCCUCGAUUGCCUUCGAUUACCAAUACUCCCUGUUGGGACUGCCAGACGGUAGUGAAGAAAGGGCAAGAAUUAAGCACGAAGUUCAUCUCAGAUCAGCACUGAAGCUUCAAGAGUUAUGUUUCAAAAAUGGAGGAAUAUAUAUAAAGCUUGGGCAACAUAUUGGACAGUUGGAGUAUUUGGUACCUGAAGAGUAUGUGAAGACAAUGAGGGAGUCUAUGUUGAAUAAAUGUCCAGUUUCCUCCUAUGAUCAAGUGCACGAAGUUUUUAAGAAAGAGCUUGGAGAGACACCAGAUAAAGUCUUUACUGAAUUUGAUCCUGUUCCGAUAGCAAGUGCUUCCCUAGCACAAGUUCAUGUUGCCCGUACUCAUGAUGGCCGCAAAGUUGCUGUGAAGGUUCAGCACACUCACAUGACGGAUACUGCAGCUGCAGAUCAUGCUACUGUUGAUUUCAUUGUGAACACUCUACAUCGUAUCUUCCCCCAGCUUUGA